This is a messenger RNA of Phytomonas sp. EM1, 1686 nucleotides long. The record is from the annotation of a GenBank genome assembly. NCBI's taxonomy places the organism in Eukaryota, Euglenozoa, Kinetoplastea, Trypanosomatida, Trypanosomatidae.
AUGUCCUUUGUACCCAGUCAACGAACUUCGCUGUAUGUUGGGGAUAUCCCUUUGGAUCUCCAAUACCCGGAAGAUACCCUCAGCUCUCUCUUCAACAGUGUUGCCCCGGUGGUCUCCUUAAGGGUAUGUCGGGAUAUUACCACACAAAAGUCUCUCGGGUACGCGUACAUCAAUUUUUCAAAUGCGGCAGACGCUGAAAAAGCGUUAAAUCUACUGAAUUAUACCGAUAUCAUUCCUGGACGUCAGAUUCGUAUAAUGUUUUCGAUGCGCGACCCCAUGAUGCGGAAAAGUGCUUUGAACAACGUAUGCAUCACAAAUUUAAGUCCUUCGAUUAACGCAAAAGCGCUCCAUAAGCUAUUUUCCGAGUUUGGUAGCAUCCUUUCUUGCAAGGUUGCGCUGGACAAGGACGGCAACAGCAAGGGCUAUGGAUUUGUUCAGUUUGAAACCCCUGAAGGCGCGAAGUCUGCGCUUCAGAUGAAUGGUCGAAGGAUCGGGGAAUUGGAUGCCAACGUUGCACCAUUUAUGCGAAAAGCGGAGCGCGACGCUCAGCGUGAAAAAACUUUUACAAACGUAUACGCAAACAACAUCAUAAAGUCCGCCACGGAGGAGGAUGUCAAAAAGGUUUUUGAGAAGUUUGGGAAGGUAACAUCGUUCUUUCUCUCUGGCGAGCCCAGGCACAGCACUAAGUUUGCCUUGGCCAACUUUGAAACCCAUGAGGAUGCGGUUAAGGCGAUUGAAGAGCUUAACAACGAAACCGAGUGCGAGAUUUCAGAUCCGGAGCAGCCACUGAUGGUGUGCCGUGCACUUACGAAAAAUGAACGAGCUCGCGCUAAACCAAAGUUCCCUGCUAUAUAUCAGAGUCAAGGCCGAAACCUCUAUGUGAAACACUUAGCAGACGACAUCACUCAAGAAGAAUUAGAGAAACUGUUUGCCCCAUUUGGGCAAAUUGAGUCAUGCGCGCUCAUGAGAGAUUCCAACGGUAUUUUCAGGGGUUUCGCAUUUGUGUGCUUUAACGAAAAGGAAUCUGCAUUGGCGGCCAUACGUGAGUUGAAUGGGAAAAUGCUUACUCAAGGUAAGAGGCCACUGUAUGUUAGCCAGGCGGAGCAGAAAGACAUGCGCAUGCGCAUUCUUCAACAGCGUCACUCGGCGCUGAAACAUCAGCGGCCGAUGCCCUCCCCCAUGGGCAUGUACGGCCAGCAGCAAUGGCCCCAGCAGUACCCAAUGGGUAAUUCCAUGUACAUGAACACGAACAUGGGCAUGCCGCCGUUCAUGCAUGGACCGGGAAUGAUGCGGCGUCCGAUGCCGCCGAUGCGGCCGAUGCCUGUGCAGCACAACUACCUACCGCCGCAAGCACAGCCGCAGAUGCCGCUGCCGACAGCCCCAGCCCCGUCCGCUGCUGCUGGAGCUGGAGUUGGAGUUGGAGCUGGCGUCGGGGCUGGGACCACGGGGGCGGGGAUUGAUGUAAACCAGCUGAGCAUGAUGAGCUCCGAAGAGCGGAAGAACUUCCUUGGGGAGACGCUCUACAGUAGGAUUGUUGAACAGGUCCCACAGCAGGCGGCUAAAAUUACGGGUAUGCUCCUUGAAAUGGGAACCACAGAGAUUUUGGAUGUACUGUCGGACAACAACGCUCUAAUGGCGAAGGUGAAUGAGGCAGUUGCGGUUCUCCGUCAGCAUUCAGGACACUAA